AUGGGGCCUUUCCCCCAAGGUAAUGUACUGGAUUUAUACAACAAUUAUCAGACCUAUCCUUCUAGACUGGCUUGCAGAGCCAUUACGGGUGCAUGGAAAUCCACACCUAUAGAUGCGUUGGAAGCCUUAUUAAAUCUACCCCCACUUCACAUUCUUAUACAAUCGGAAGCAAUUAAGACCUUAGAUAGAAUCGCAUCCUUGGAUGACAAAAACUUGACACCUACUGAACAUACCAACACUUGGUUUAAGGCUAAGGAUUUCCUACCUGUUCUGUCCAUGCCUUCAGAUAAAAUAACCAAAGUUUUCACUUUAGAUAGAGAUUUCGAAGUCGUCGUCCCUAGCCGAGAAGAAUGGCUGAAUGGCACAUUCCCACCAAAGAUAGGCACUGUUCUAUAUACAGACGGUUCAGUUAUUAAGGACAAUGCUGGAGCAGGCAUGUAUUGCUCUAAGCUAAAUAUCGAAAUGCAAAUUCCACUAGGAGAGUUUUCAUCGAUUUUUCUUGUCGAACUUCGGGCUAUCUUAGCCGCUGGCCAUUCUUUGGUAGAUGACAAUUCCAUUCGACAAUCAAUAUAUAUUUGUUCAGACAGCCAAGCAGCCCUAAAAGCACUUAAGUCGUACACGCAAAGCUCUGCCCUGUCGUUAGAAUGCUGGCACCUAGUGAACCAAAUAGCGCAGGUAAACAAUUUGAAGCUAGUAUGGGUUCCAGCACACUCGGGCUUUGAGGGUAACGAAAAAGCUGAUACGCUAGCCAAGGCGGCAGCUUUGAGCAAGACAUAUGGUCCGGAACCCAUAACUAGCGUACCGCCGUCGAUAGCUGAACGACAGAUACUUUCCUUAAGAGAAAAGAAAUUCAGAGAACAUUGGGCUAAUAUCAGAUCAUGCCGACAGUCCAAACAUUGCAUACGCAUCAGCAGGAUCAACACCAAGUACUUAAUUAAUGCAAACGUUCUGAUUCGAGCUGUGACCAAUGCGGUCACCAUACUGACACAGCUGAGCAUUUUCUGUGUGACUGCCCUGCCUACAUCCUAA
This is a messenger RNA of Bradysia coprophila, 1029 nucleotides long. RefSeq lists its product as uncharacterized. The record is from RefSeq and is a predicted model, not a curated record. Gene Ontology annotation, molecular function: nucleic acid binding; RNA-DNA hybrid ribonuclease activity. Lineage: Eukaryota; Metazoa; Arthropoda; Insecta; Diptera; Sciaridae. Gene Ontology annotation, biological process: DNA replication, removal of RNA primer.